Messenger RNA from Penicillium cataractarum, 1698 nucleotides. RefSeq lists its product as uncharacterized. Lineage: Eukaryota; Fungi; Ascomycota; Eurotiomycetes; Eurotiales; Aspergillaceae. The record is from RefSeq and is a predicted model, not a curated record. The coding region runs from base 1 to 1698 and encodes 565 amino acids. Gene Ontology annotation, biological process: anterograde axonal transport. The transcript is spliced from 5 exons. Gene Ontology annotation, cellular component: mitochondrion.
AUGGCCGACGAUACCCCUGUCGCUGCCCCCGCUGAGGCUGUUGAACAGCCCGAGCGCGCUGCGGCCGCGGCCGGCGACAAGCCUGCCGACCAGGAGUCCGAGAAUGUGACUACCACCGACGACAAGAAGACCGAACCCACAAGCGCAAACAACGAGAAGAAGGAAGCCGAAUCUGGUGCCGACCAGGCUGCUGAUUCCGGCGAUGCGACGGAGGCCAAGGACGAGCCCGCUGCUGCCGACGGAGAUGCUGAGACAGCUGCCCCAGAGGCGAAUGGAACCCCAGCCUCUUCCAAGAAGUCCUCCAAGGACCGCCGCCGGUCCACUGGCACCGCCGAGAAGUCCAAGCUCAACAAGCGCAAGUCCAUGACCAAGAUCACUCAUCUGAAGGUGCAGCCCGGCGAGUACUACCUUGCGCGUCUGCGCAGCUAUGCGCCAUGGCCAUCCAUCAUCUGCGACGAGGAGAUGCUCCCGCAGUCUCUGCUUGAUACCCGCCCCGUCACGGCCGCGCAACCCGAUGGAACCUACCGUGCCGACUACGCGGAUGAGGGAAAGCGGGCCCAUGAGCGGACCUUCCCCGUCAUGUUCUUCCAGAGCAACGAGUUUGCCUGGAUCCCCAACACCCAACUCACCCCGAUCACCCCUGCCGAGUGCAAGGAUGUCUCCCAGAAGAACAAGGCCAAGGGCCUGAUCGAGGCCUACAAGGUUGCUUCGGAGGGCCACGACCUUGCAUACUUCAAGCAGAUGCUGUCCGAUCACGAGGCUGCCAUCCAGCAAGAGAUCGAGGAGGAGGAGGCCGCCGAGGCUGCAAAGGCUGCUGCCAAGGCUGAGAAGGAAGCCGCAAAGGAGGCUGCUAAGGAGGCCAAGAAGGCCGCCAGCAAGACCAAGCGCAAGAGCAAGGGCCCGGAUACCGAUGUCGAAAUGGAGGAUGCAGAUGACUCCAAGAAGGCCAAGACCUCGAAGAAGCGCAAGAAUGAGACCGACGGUGACGCGGAGAAGCCCGCAAAGACUCCAAAGACCAGUACUAAGCUGAAGUUGACUACCCCCAAGGCGCCUGCGGAGGAGAAGAAGACCCCCGCUAGUAAGGCAAAGAAGCCCAGCUCCAAGAAGGCCAAGGCCGCCGAGGAAGACAGCACCCCCGAGGUCAAGGAGCCAGAGAAGCAGAUUGACCCCGAAGAGUUGAAGAAAAAGAAGGAGAAGGAGGUUCUUUUCCUGCGUCACAAGCUACAGAAGGGAUUCAUUUCCCGCGAAAUGCCACCCAAGGAGGAUGAGAUGGCCACUAUGGCUGGCUAUUUCGACAAGCUGGAGAAGCACGCUGAUCUCGAGGUUUCCAUCAUCCGCUCGACCAAGAUCAACAAAGUUCUGAAGAUGAUCGUCAAGCUUGAUACCAUCCCCCGCGACGAGGAGUUCCAGUUCCGCCACCGCGCAAUGGGAAUCCUGACCAGCUGGAAGAGCGUGCUGGAGACCGACGCCCCGGCUCCCUCCGACAAGGAGACCAAACCCACCGCCAACGGCGCCCACAAGGACGAUGACGGCGCUGAUACCCCCAAAGUGGAGACUGAGGAGGAGAAGGAGACAGAGAGCAAGACCGCCAACGAUGAUACCCCCAUGCCCGAUGCCGAGAAGGCCGACGAGAGCGAACCCAAGGCAUCUACCGAGGAUAAACAAACCGAGGAGAAGACUGUUGAGGCUGCCGCUUAA